Messenger RNA from Acanthamoeba castellanii str. Neff, 543 nucleotides. RefSeq lists its product as uncharacterized. Lineage: Eukaryota; Discosea; Longamoebia; Acanthamoebidae. The record is from RefSeq and is a predicted model, not a curated record. The transcript has 2 exons. The coding region runs from base 1 to 543 and encodes 180 amino acids.
AUGCUAUACCGAAGCUUCUACCGGGUGAUUGUCGAGCGCGUCAUGCUCGGCGACAAUGGCUCCACGGAGUUCACCAAGCCUACCAUUCUGGGCCUCAAAAUGGGCGUCUACCUCUCUCUCUUCUACUAUUUCAGCACAGACCCCUACGGGGUCUUCUUCAGCGCACCCUGGCUAUCGAAGGAAGUGGCCACGCUGAUCAUGAUGUACUACCUCAUCGCGACCGGACUGACCGUGGUCCUGCUGGGUCCCAUCGCGCCCUUCCCCGUCAACCUGCUCGAGCGCAUCCUGCCCUCGCACCUGAUCGCCGGCCACCCGUUCAACGAUCUCAACGUCCUGCCGCCCCCGGUCUACUACCCCGGCAAGGCGCGCAUUGCCGAGGCCCGCGAGGCCAUGAUCAAGCGCCACAACGUGCUGCCAAGCUUGAGCAAGAGCAAGAGCAAGGCCAAGGCCAAAAAGUACGCCGACGAAGACGAAGACAAGUACGCCAACUACGCCAAGGAAUUCAAGGAAUCCAUGGAUGUGAAGGACGCCAAGGAUGUGUAA